Molecule: messenger RNA, 408 nt
Organism: Seminavis robusta
Lineage: Eukaryota; Bacillariophyta; Bacillariophyceae; Naviculales; Naviculaceae
Source: the annotation of a GenBank genome assembly
AUGGCUGAGCUAACCAAAGUGAAGGAAAAGAACCACUCUGCUUAUUACUUUUGGGGUAGGAUUGGAAAGCCACAAGGCAAUUGGACUCCAAAUGUUUGUAUCUUGUACGAUAAACUGGUGUCUUGGAUCACCAGAUUCCGCAGGACAGACGCUGCCAGUGUUGAUUUUGCAAGCCACUUACUCAUUCUGGAUCCUACGGAAAAGCUGAAGCUCAAGCCUUUGCAACGCAAUGAACAGAACAAGCGUGCUCAUGAGGAUGAGGAGGACCAACAUGAUGAGGAGAGUGAUGAUUCUCCACUUCUUCCCCAGAGACCUCGUCAUCGACGGAUAGCCAAGAAGCGGAAGGGGAAGCAACCACUCGGUGGUGAUGAUGAUGAUGCAUCUAGUCGCGAGGCGGAGUUUAGGUAA